GACAUUAUUUUUCUCAUGUGACUGUGACUCUGAGCAAUCUUGUUUAGUUGUUUUAUUUGCACAGAAAAGAGUAGCAUCUGGUUUGAGGUAAACGAAGAUGUGAGAGAGAAAUGGCGAUGGCCAUGGUUAUGACUCUGAAACCCAAACUCUGGAAAACAAAAACAAGUCCUCAUUGUCUUCGUCUUCGUCUUUGUUCCUGCACUCACCUUCUUCCAUUUUCCUCAUGGUCACACUUUCCCUACAAAGACCACGACCUUCUCUGCGAAAUCUCCGAAGCCAUCAACGAUUCCGAGACCAAACACGAGAAGGGUUACUCUGAGAACCCGAGACUUAAACGAAUCCUCCCUUCCCUCACGCCGCGCCACGUCAGCAAGCUCAUCACCCUCAACCCUCUCUGUCUCCCCCCCUCCUCGCUCCUCUCCUUCUUCAACCACCUCGCUUCUCGCCCUCCCUUUCGCCACACUCUCCAUUCCUACUGCACCAUGCUUCACUUCCUCUGCCUCCACAGAAUGCUCCCGCAAGCACACUCCCUUGUAUCUUUCCUCGUUUCACGAAAAGGAACAAACUCUGCUUCAACACUUUUCUCUUCCAUUCUCAGAACCAUGCCUCGUCAUCACCACCACCACCACUCCGUUGGCCUCGUCUUUGAUGCUUUAAUCUCUGCUUACGUUGAUUCCGGGUUUACACCCGACGCUGUUCAGUGUUUCAGGUUGGUUACGAAGAAUAAGUUCCCGGUCCCGAUUCGAGGUUGCGAGAAUCUGCUUCGUCGCGUGGUGAGGUUGAGACCCGUCGAGAUUGAACGCUCCUGGGCCUUGUAUUUGGAGGUUUUGGAUUCUGGGUACCCGCCAAAGAUUUAUUUUUUCAACGUUUUGAUGCAUGGGUUUUGUAAGGCUGGAGAUGUUGGGAAUGCGCGGUUGGUGUUCGAUGAAAUUCCCAAGAGGGGUUUGCGGCCAACGGUUGUUAGUUUCAAUACUUUGAUCAGUGGGUGCUGUAAAUCCGGGGAUGUGGAGGAGGGUUUUAGGUUGAAGGGUGUUAUGGAGAGUGAGGGGGUGUGUCCUGAUGUUUUCACUUUUAGUGCUUUGAUCAAUGGGCUGUGUAAGGAGGGUAGGUUGGAUGAGGGGAGCCUUUUGUUUGAUGAGAUGUGCGGGAGGGGAUUGGUUCCGAAUGGCGUUACCUUCACCACUUUGAUUGAUGGGCAGUGCAAAGGUGGGAAGGUUGAUUUGGCAUUGAAGAAUUUUCAGAUGAUGCUGGCUCAGGGUGUUAGGCCUGACUUGGUUACUUAUAAUGCAUUGAUCAAUGGUCUUUGUAAGGUUGGAGAUUUGAAGGAGGCUAGGCGGCUUGUGAACGAGAUGACUGCGAGCGGUUUGAAGCCUGACAAAAUCACUUUCACUACACUGAUAGACGGGUGCUGCAAGGAUGGGGAUAUGGAAUCGGCGUUGGAGAUCAAAAGGAGAAUGGUUGAGGAGGGGAUUGAACUUGAUGAUGUAGCUUUCACUGCUCUUAUCUCUGGGCUUUGUAGAGAAGGUAGAGUUCAUGAUGCUGGGAGAAUGUUGACAGAUAUGUUGAGUGCUGGUUUCAAACCAGAUGAUCCCACGUACACCAUGGUUAUUGAUUGCUUUUGUAAGAAGGGUGAUGUUAAGAUGGGGUUCAAGUUACUCAAGGAGAUGCAAAGCGAUGGACAUGUACCGGGAGUUGUCACGUAUAAUGCACUAAUGAAUGGACUGUGCAAGCAAGGUCAGAUGAAAAAUGCUAAAAUGCUGUUAGAUGCAAUGCUUAAUGUGGGGGUGGCUCCAAAUGAUAUUACAUAUAACAUUUUACUAGACGGUCAUAGCAAGCAUGGAAGCUCUGUUGAUGUUGACAUAUUUAAUUCUGAGAAAGGACUUGUUACAGAUUAUGCUUCAUAUACAGCACUUGUUAAUGAAUCAAGUAAAACUUCAAAAGAUCACCUAAAGAGAUGAUUGCUACUGAAGUCUUUUUAGCUGAACUGCCAUAAUUGUAGGACCUGGCUUACAGAUAUAAAAUAAAUCAAUAAAUCAAAAUAACUUGACUAUUGACUAUUAUGACUGAAUCAGUAUACGGCACAGGGAAGAUAGAAUAUGUUUUCAAUUUCAUUGUUGUAUAAUUCUUGAUUUCAUUGGUGGAUUGCUGAAAGUACUAUGCAAGAAGGUUGCAGGAGCUUCCAUCUGAAAUGUUUUUGAUAUUUGAGCCAGAAGGCUUCAUUUAUUGCAAUAACAACAUCAGAGUUGUUGGA
Molecule: messenger RNA, 2251 nt
Organism: Glycine soja
Lineage: Eukaryota; Viridiplantae; Streptophyta; Magnoliopsida; Fabales; Fabaceae
Product: putative pentatricopeptide repeat-containing protein At1g09680
Exons: 1
Coding region: 111-1958 (615 amino acids)
Molecular function (GO): protein binding
Source: RefSeq, a predicted model, not a curated record